AAAGUAGAUCUUCGCGGACGGAUUUUGUGUCUGUUGAGCAAAAAUAUUUACAAUAUACACAGGACACAUUUCACGGUUUUGUCUCAGUAGUUGCCCAGUGAAGGAUUGCGGAGGACGGUCGCGGCGGCUGCAUAUGUAUCCAGGCCAGGGUAAAUGUUUACGUGUAUACGGUACGAACUAAGUGACAUGGCGGAUUGAUCGCGACGGCGCGCUUCGUGUUUUCCUUUUAGAGAGAGCGGCACGGGUUUUGGGAAAACGGGGAGGCGAUGCGAGCUGGAAGCCGGUGUGAAGGCUCUCGGGGGCAGCAGCAGUAACACUUCAGAAAAAAAGGGGGAGAACUUUGCAGUGGUAGUUUAUAACGUAUUCGUUCGUUUGUUUUACUUUCAUUUUGGUUUGUUUAAUGUGCAUGCGUUAUAAUAUUUACUGAGUACACAACCACCGACGGCUGCUCGGCGUUUAGGCGUCUCGCGUUUUCUCAUGAAUAGGAUGUUAUCCAGCCCGGCUGGGUCGGCACUGAGCGGAAACGGAUCAGCGGGCGCGAGUGGUGCGGCUCACGGCUCUGUGGUGCUCGGCGGCGGGCUGCGUACGGGGCUCGCCCGGGCCGGACAGGCAGUGACUACCGGAGGUCCUUUCCCUGGUGCUGCAGGACGUGUGGGGGAAAGCGCGGGGAUGCUGGGAGGCAGCGGGCCUGGGAUCUCUUCCAGACCGGGUGUCAGACCCGGGAACGGCAGCGGGCUCGGCGCACUUCAGGCCGCCGCUCAGCCCGGCAUGGGAGGAGGACUCGGUGCAAUGCCCGCCAGAUUUGACCGGGACAAAGAAGUCGGCGUACCGCAGCCAUACAGCGCCUCGGACGCGGACUCCGAAUCGGGAGACGAGGACGAGCCGACUGGUUCUUCGGGGAGCAGCAGGCGGGGAGUGAAGCGGGAGAGAGCCGAGAUGGAAGGCGCUGGAAUCGGCCAGGAGGCCGGAGCUCCGCCUGGGGGUUACGGGGUGCUGAGCGGCGGAGUCGCCGGAGCAAAGCCCGGCAAAAAAACACGCGGGAGAGUCAAGAUUAAGAUGGAGUUCAUAGACAACAAGUUGCGGCGGUACACGACUUUCAGCAAGAGGAAGACUGGUAUUAUGAAGAAGGCAUAUGAACUCUCCACACUAACAGGCACUCAGGUGCUGCUCCUAGUGGCGAGUGAGACGGGCCACGUGUACACAUUCGCCACGCGCAAGCUCCAGCCCAUGAUUACCAGUGAGACGGGAAAGGCUCUGAUCCAAACGUGCCUGAACUCUCCAGACUCGCCUCCCCGCUCAGACCCGUCCACAGACCAGCGCAUGAGCGCCACAGGCUUUGAGGAGACAGACCUCACCUAUCAGGUGUCUGAAUCUGAGAGCCUCGGAGAAACCAAGGACACUCUGAAGCCAGCCUUCACUGUGGCCAGCCUGCCAGGUAGCACCAGUGCCCAGGCUACAGUGCCCACCACCUCCACAACCAUGCAGGUGAGCAGCGGCCCCUCCUUCCCCAUCACCAACUACCUGGCGCCCGUGUCUGGCAGCAGCAGCAGCGCCAGUGGGAGCACCAUAGCCAACACUAACGGGACUGUUCUGAAGAGCGCAGCCGCCACUGGAGGGGUCAUGCAGCUCCCUGGAGGAUUCACUUUCAUGUCAGCAGGCACUCCUUUCCCUCCUGGGACUCCGGCCAUCCCGUUGGGGCAGCUGCAGCAGCACUCUCUGGCUCUACAGGGGCAACAGGGUCAGACCCUCACUACUGCCACUGCUACAGCUACACAGACCCCACAGGCCCAGCAAGCUGUGUUUCGCCUCCCCGCUGCAGUCUCUCUUACAGGAGGAACGGUGGCCCAGCAGCUCCAGGCCAUCCAGGUGCAACCCAGCACUCAGUCCAGCUCCAUCAACACUGACAGCAGCCCUGAGAUCUCCCAAACCAGCACUUCCUCCACAGCCGCAGUCAGUGUCCCUGCUACUAUCGUCACGUCAUCAGUGCCCACUUCUGUAGCAGGUCACAUGAUGUACCCAAGCCCCCAUGCAGUGAUGUACGCCUCGGCCCCCACACUGUCCGAUGGAGGCCUGGCUGUGCUCAACGCCUUCUCCCAGGGCGCCUCGGCUAUGCAGGUGUCCCACGCACAGGCCCCGGAUACAGGUGCUGUUCCUCAGGUGUUCCUCACAGCGCCCCCUGGCACGGUUCAGAUCCCUGUUUCAGCGGUGCAGCUACAUCCAGUACGGCAAGAUCUCCACUUUACAAAUGGUGAUUGGCCAGCAGUCCAGCGGCAGUAACAGUAAUCUGACAGAGCUUCAGGUGGUCAAUCUGGACACCACACAGAGCACCAAGAGUGAUUGACAGGUGCCGCUGACUGAAGGCUCACCAGAGACUUACAUCACUAUUUAUUGAUGCCUUGUUCCAUUUUGAAGCAUUUCAUCCAUUUACACCAUCUGAGUGUGUGAUUGUACAGUUUGUACUGUAAAUGUGUGUCCUGACCUCACAAGGACACUGAUGAAUUGAGAGAAUGUAAGUCUUCUCAGUUCUGAUGUGUAUUGAAAUUUAAAGGACUAAUUCUAACAUGCGUUUUUGCAUGUUAUUUGUAUGUGUGUGAAUGUAUGAGUGUAAGAUUCAUCAAAGGGAAAUGAAAAACAGUGUUACCCAACUGUUGCACACACUGCAGCCUCUCACUUUGGCCAAAGAUGAAUUAUUUUGUCAGUAUUUCUGUGUGGAGAUAUAUGUGCGUGUGCUUGAAUAGGAAAAAGUUGCGGAGGUGUGAGCUAUAUUGGGGACGAGUGAUCUCAAGUAAGAAUGAUAUUAAUAGGUGGUGGCUUUGAAGAUGAUCAAACCGGAGCUGUACAUAUUUUUUUUUUAUUUUAUUAUUUUAGCGAUAGUGCAAUAGCAUGUGCUGUAGUUGUGUGUGUGUGUGUGUGUGUGUGUGUGUGUGUGUGUGUGUGUGGUUUUUUUUUUUUUUUUUUUUUUUUUUUUUUUUUUUUUUUUAAAGGAUGUUUUGUAUUUUACUUAUACAAAAAUAUUUACCAAUUGUAAAUUUAUGUAAUAUACAUAUAUUUUAUUGAUUAUAUGAUAAUGGAGAAAAAGAGUGAAUUUUUGGUCAAGGUUGUUUGUACAAAAAAAAAAAAAACAGGAUUAAAAAUCCCUCAUGAUUUCACAACCUUUACUGUAUUCUGUAGGCAUAAUCUGUUAUGCAUUGGCCAGCUGUCUCUGUGCUGUAGUACUGUUACUGAAGGCUGUAGCAGACCAGCUGAAAACACUGCACAUUCUUAGUAUUCAGUGCCUUGCAUAAGUAUUCACACCCCCCAACUUGACCGUUUCAGCCUGGAAAAGAAAUGGACCUAAUUGGGCUUUUAUGUCAUGAAUCUACACAAACUAAUGCCCACCUUACCUGGUCGCUGACUUUUAGAUCACUGAGAUGUGCCAUAUUCUUUCCUUAUAAAAUAAAUAAAUUUCCCCCAAUUUGGUGAUUUGCUAGUUUCCCACCCACCAGCUAGCUCUCCUCUAUCACACAACAGCGGGUGGGGGAGAUAAGCACCUGCUUUCUCUGAGAUGUGAAGCCAGCUAAUGCAUCUUUUCAAUCUGCUGUCCAUUCCGCAUCACAGGGCAGCAUAACACAUUUUGGAGAAAGUACUAACUGCCCUCUUCUGCAUACACAAUUUCUCAGGCACCCAAAGCAGGGUAAACAAAAUAUUGUGGUCUUUUUUGUGUAGAUUAAUGAUUUCCACUUUUUUUGUACUAUUAAAACCUGGAACUGAAAUAGACUUAGCUAGGGGUUGGACAAGUUCAAGGGGGGUGUAUACGUAUGUAAGGCACUGAAAGUGUUAACCACACUCAGAACUGAGAAGGUGAGAUUAAAUAGAGGAUAUGAAAUGGGAAUGUCCGGUUCUCUCUGAAGUUUGAACCUUAUCGGGGGGGGGGGGAAGUAUAGUAUACUUGUAUGAUGGUAUACUUUUAAUAACACUAAAGCCUAUGAAAAUGAGCAUCAAACUGUUAUGCAGUUUGUCAGAGGUUCAGGUGACUCUGUUUAUGCUUAAGGGCUCAGCUGACUGUUAAUCCGUCAAACAAUGAAUUCACAAUGCAAGCGGAUUUAUCUCUGUUUGUUUUAACCAGCAACUACCAAGAUAAAACCUGCUAAAAUCACAGCCUCACCUCUCUUUGCUCAGUUCCAGUUUUACUUCAGCUACUGGCUCUGAACCAGGCCUCAGUGUGUGAGACAGUUUGGACUGGUUCAAUACAUUAGACAGUUUUUUUUUUUUUUUUUUUUUUUUUUCCUCCGCCCUGCUACCUGGUUUUGACACUCUGAAUUCUCAUUUUACCAAAUGACAAAGUAUGAUCAUGCUGCAGCUCACACACGUUGCCCUUAAGCCUUUUUGUAGAAAUGCUGUAUUUUGGAAUAGUAUUGUACACGUUUAUUUAUAUCUGCGUUUUUGUGGGAAUGGCUUUCUGUUCUUGGUUGAUGCGGCUUUCACAGUUUUGUAUUCAGUGCCCAGUUUAGCAUUUGGUGGCAUGGAGUUGUGCAAGGUUCUCUUCAAGCCAAACACUGUUUCUCCUACACUCUGUUUUCUCCUAUAGAAAAUGUGAAAUCUUUCACUGAAAUCUUUGUUUGAUACAAUUUUAGAUGUUUGUUUUAUAGUUAUGAAGUGGUGUGAGAAGCAGAAUGAACACUGGUUCCUUUAUUGUUAGAAUUUUAAGGUUGUUGCUUGCUUUUCCAUUUAUUAUUAUUUUCUUCUUUUUUUGAGAAUCUUCAUGUAACAGCAAGUGUACAGAAAGUUUUGUAAUAAAAAAAAUCUAUUGAUUUA
Molecule: messenger RNA, 4794 nt
Organism: Pangasianodon hypophthalmus (striped catfish)
Lineage: Eukaryota; Metazoa; Chordata; Actinopteri; Siluriformes; Pangasiidae
Gene: srfb
Product: serum response factor b
Exons: 8
Coding region: 478-2277 (599 amino acids)
Biological process (GO): positive regulation of transcription by RNA polymerase II
Molecular function (GO): serum response element binding; DNA-binding transcription factor activity, RNA polymerase II-specific; protein dimerization activity
Source: RefSeq, a predicted model, not a curated record